Messenger RNA from Capronia coronata CBS 617.96, 768 nucleotides. RefSeq lists its product as uncharacterized. Gene Ontology annotation, molecular function: methylated-DNA-[protein]-cysteine S-methyltransferase activity. The record is from RefSeq and is a predicted model, not a curated record. NCBI's taxonomy places the organism in Eukaryota, Fungi, Ascomycota, Eurotiomycetes, Chaetothyriales, Herpotrichiellaceae. The coding region runs from base 1 to 768 and encodes 255 amino acids. The transcript has 2 exons. Gene Ontology annotation, biological process: DNA repair.
AUGCCUACCAUUUCGGACUUUCAAGAAAAAGUCUACCUCCACCUUCUCCUCAUCCCACCCGGCCAAGUCACCACGUACGCCGCCAUCGCAAAGGCUCUAGGCUCAUCGCCCCGCGCAGUGGGCGGUGCGUUGCGCUGUAACCCAUUCGCCCCCGCGGUGCCAUGCCAUCGCGUCAUUGCCAGUGAUGGCUCGAUAGGCGGAUUCAAGGGCGAGUGGCGGACCGCCAAAAGGUCCACACCCAAAACGGCACAGCCACAGUUGGGACUGAGCCAGGCCCAGAAACUGGAAUUGCUCAAAGCAGAGGGUGUCGAGUUCAUCCAGGACCGGGGUGGGAAAGUCAAGCUCAAGAUGCUGGCAGCUGAGUCGGGAUCGCGAACCAGCGCUAGAGCACGAAGCGGCGAUGAAACUCGAAUUCAAAUUCGAACAAGGACCGGAACUGGAGCCACCGCCAAAGCCAACGCCAAAAUCGGACCCAGACGCCGAAACGGUCGAACAAAUGCCACCACGAUACCGACGCCGACUAUACCGACAGCCCUUGAGAGCAAUAGCGACACCGAGGAGACCAUCCCUUCGCCGGCUACUGCAAAGAGAAGAAUCAAGAGCAAGUACUUCAGCAACAGCAGCAGCAGCGAAUACACACAAAACGGUGGCGAUGGUAAGAUCUACAAGACCGACAAUAACAACAACGCCAAUCCAAUCUGGUUCAUCGGCCCCUGGGAUACCACCAACACAACACAAACAUUGAAGGAGAUGAUCCUCCACGUAUGA